AUGGAAUCAAAUGAAAGCGUUGUAACCUUAGAUGUCGGAGAAUUAGCUCUAUUUCUUUUUCUUCUUUUAUUUCAGAAACGUACACUUGAUUCAUUAUCCGGUAGUGAUUUCUUCAAAAAAUCGUUAGAUUCAUUAUCUGGCAAUGAUUUUUUUAAAAAGAGUUUAGAUAGUUUAUCUGGAAAUGACUUUUUCAAACGAGAAGAUGAGAAACGUACACUUGAUUCAUUGUCCGGUAGUGACUUUUUUAAAAAAUCGUUAGAUUCAUUAUCUGGCAAUGAUUUCUUCAAAAAAUCGUUGGAUUCAUUAUCUGGCAAUGAUUUCUUCAAAAAAUCGUUAGAUUCACUAUCUGGCAAUGAUUUCUUCAAAAAAUCGUUAGAUUCACUAUCUGGCAAUGAUUUCUUCAAACGUUCUCUUGACUCACUCAGUGGAAAUGAUUUUUUUAAACGAAAUGAUGAUUUACGUACACUGUAUUUAAUUCAUGAAUUAAAUUUGGCUCAUAAUGGUCAUCGACAUCCACGACACCGUUUUAACAAAGCACAACAUCAUCAAGAAGAUUAA
This is a messenger RNA of Didymodactylos carnosus, 558 nucleotides long. NCBI's taxonomy places the organism in Eukaryota, Metazoa, Rotifera, Eurotatoria, Philodinida, Philodinidae. The record is from the annotation of a GenBank genome assembly.